Cercocebus atys (sooty mangabey) is the source of this 2404-nucleotide messenger RNA. It is a transcript of the gene FDFT1, whose product is annotated as farnesyl-diphosphate farnesyltransferase 1. Gene Ontology annotation, molecular function: squalene synthase [NAD(P)H] activity. The record is from RefSeq and is a predicted model, not a curated record. Gene Ontology annotation, cellular component: endoplasmic reticulum membrane. Gene Ontology annotation, biological process: farnesyl diphosphate metabolic process; cholesterol biosynthetic process. NCBI's taxonomy places the organism in Eukaryota, Metazoa, Chordata, Mammalia, Primates, Cercopithecidae. The transcript is spliced from 8 exons. Bases 523 to 1716 code for a protein of 397 amino acids.
AUUCCCAUCUCUCUCCCAAAAAGAACUGUUGUGAGACUGUGGGGUGAGGAGAGGGAAGUGGGGAAUAGGAACCCGCGGUACUUUCGACUCCCUGUGGGCCUAAAACUGCUCUGAAAAAUAGUCUAUGAAAAUAUACACACUUCAAACAGCAACUCUUUCUGAUAUGCUUGCAUUUAAAAUGAGGCUUUUUUUCCCUUUUGGAAAAACACAGUCCUUGUUUGCUUUAGGGAAGAGUAAAGGUCAGUGCACUGCAUUUCCAUUAAUUUCGAAGGGAAAGAUGAGAAGACAGAAAUGGCUGGCUUUCUAGAGAAUAGUAGAGGUUUAACAGGUGUCAGAGAAAAACCAUAGUUUUCUCUGAAAACGGGUGUCAGAGAAAAACCAUAGCUGGACAGUGGUAGUAAAACGGCAACACACAGAUUUUAUUCAGAACAACUAUUACAGUAAGAGGAGAGAGACCUCAGUACAGAACUGGGCUCCAUUCCGAAUACAAGGAAAAGUAGGAAUUGAUGACGGAGGAGCCGGAUGUCAGUGGAUGGAAAAUUAUUACGAGGAAACACAGGGGACUCGCUCAGCAGCAGCCUGAAAACUUGCUACAAGUAUCUCAAUCAGACCAGUCGCAGUUUCGCAGCUGUUAUCCAGGCGCUGGAUGGGGAAAUGCGCAACGCAGUGUGCAUAUUUUAUCUGGUUCUCCGAGCUCUGGACACACUGGAAGAUGACAUGACCAUCAGUGUGGAAAAGAAGGUCCCGCUGUUACACAACUUUCACUCUUUCCUUUACCAACCAGACUGGCGGUUCAUGGAGAGCAAGGAGAAGGAUCGCCAGGUGCUGGAGGACUUCCCAACGAUCUCCCUCGAGUUUAGAAAUCUGGCUGAGAAAUACCAAACGGUGAUUGCCGACAUUUGCCAGAGAAUGGGAAUUGGGAUGGCAGAAUUUUUGGAUAAGCAUGUGACCUCUGAACAGGAGUGGGACAAGUACUGCCACUAUGUCGCUGGGCUGGUAGGAAUUGGCCUUUCCCGUCUCUUCUCGGCUUCAGAGUUCGAAGACCCCUUAGUUGGUGAAGAUACGGAACGUGCCAACUCUAUGGGCCUGUUUCUGCAGAAAACAAACAUCAUUCGUGACUAUCUGGAAGACCAGCAAGAAGGAAGAGAGUUUUGGCCUCAAGAGGUUUGGAGCAGGUAUGUUAAGAAGUUAGGGGAUUUUGCUAAGCCAGAGAAUAUUGACUUGGCCGUGCAGUGCCUGAAUGAACUUAUAACCAAUGCACUGCACCACAUCCCAGAUGUCAUCACCUACCUUUCAAGACUCAGAAACCAGAGUGUGUUUAACUUCUGUGCUAUUCCACAGGUGAUGGCCAUUGCCACUUUGGCUGCCUGUUACAAUAACCAGCAGGUGUUCAAAGGGGCAGUGAAGAUUCGGAAAGGGCAAGCGGUGACCCUGAUGAUGGAUGCCACCAAUAUGCCAGCUGUCAAAGCCAUCAUAUAUCAGUAUAUGGAAGAGAUUUAUCAUAGAAUCCCCGACUCAGACCCAUCUUCUAGUAAAACAAGGCAGAUCAUCUCCACCAUCCGGACGCAGAAUCUUCCCAACUGUCAGCUGAUCUCCCGAAGCCACUACUCCCCCAUCUACCUGUCGUUUGUCAUGCUCUUGGCUGCCCUGAGCUGGCAGUACCUGACCACUCUCUCCCAGGUCACAGAAGACUAUGUGCAGACUGGAGAACACUGAUCCCAAAUUUGUCCGUGGGUGAAGUUCACCAUCAAAUGGAUUUACUUUUUUUCUUUAAGGAUGGAUGUUGGCUUCUCUUUAUUUUUUUCCUCCUACUUUAAUCCCUGAAAGAACUGUGUGGCUGGGGCCUUUAGGAAAGCGAGAUGCAGCUGAGAAGAAUCUAAACAUGAAAGCAAAGGGCGCCUCACCCCAGCAACCUGUCCUUGUGGGUGGUGAUCACUGUGCUGCUUGUGACUCACGGCAGAGCACUCUGUGCCACAGUUUAGGUGAAGUGGCUGCGUAUGUAACUGUCAUGAGAUCCUAUUUAGUGUGAUCCUGGCUGGAAUGAUAAUUAAAAGUAUUUAAUUUGAAGCAACCUUUGAAUGUUCACAAUAGUAGAAAAUGAUGUGAAAUUUCUUUCUGUUGAGUUCCUAGUUUUCUCAUCAUUUUAUUUUCUUUAACUGGGUUGAAUGGAGUAGAUGGAAAUAUUUAUGGUUUAGGUGACACUUAGGUGUUUCCUAAGAAUGCAAACUGCCUUUUGCACACGAAGGCUGGGAAUAAAAUUCUGGGUGUUCUCCUAUUAUCGUAAGGGAGUUUAGCUUUCAGAGAGAAACAGCAGGAUUGCCUUUGACCCCAUUUCAGAAGAUUGGCCUUCAGUAAAGGUGGACAUUUUUGAGAUUUUUAUAAUAAAGAAUUUAAUUGCUCUGCA